AUGUCAGCUAACGGAACAAGUAAUGAAAGAAAAGCCACAAUAAGUCGUAUCACAAACGAAACCAAGAUCCAAAUAGCAGUGUCAUUAAAUGGUGGACCAGUAACUAUUGAAAAAUCAAUCUUGAAAGAUAAAUCUUAUGAUGCAACCCAAUCAACUUCUUCUCAAGUCAUUUCCAUCAAUACAGGUAUUGGAUUCCUAGAUCAUAUGAUCCAUGCAUUGGCAAAACACGGUGGCUGGUCCCUUAUUGUCGAAUGUAUUGGUGAUUUACAUAUAGAUGACCAUCAUACAACAGAGGAUGUUGGUAUUGCAUUAGGUAUGGCAUUUAAAGAAGCCCUAGGACAAGUUAGAGGUGUUAAGAGAUUUGGUACAGGGUUUGCACCUUUAGAUGAAGCUUUAUCUAGAGCUGUUGUGGAUUUAUCCAAUAGACCAUAUGCUGUUAUUGAAUUAGGUCUUAAAAGAGAAAAAAUUGGAGAUUUAUCUUGUGAAAUGAUUCCUCAUUUUUUGGAAAGUUUUGCUCAAGCUGCUCAUAUUACAUUACAUGUUGAUUGUCUACGAGGUUUUAAUGAUCAUCAUAGGUCAGAAUCAGCAUUUAAAGCUUUAGCCAUUGCCAUCAAGGAAUCCAUUUCAAGUAAUGGUACUAAUGAAGUGCCUUCUACAAAAGGUGUGUUGUUUUGAUUUAAUUUACAUUAACUGUUUAUAGAUUUUUGAAUUCUAUUUAAUUUCAUGAUAUUAUAGCAACCCUAUGUACAUAAAGGAAAAACACACACUUUUUAUCUUCUAGCAGUGCUUUGAAUCAAUUUCAACAAGUCAUCAACUUCAGCUUUCUCAUGUCUUACAUUUUGAGCCCUUCUACCAGCUAAAAGUUCAUAUUGUUUUUUGUUGAAUUCAACAUCACUCAUACCUUCUGAUCUCUUAGAGACUGUAUUAGUUCUGAUCUUGAUUUGACCCUCAUCUGUAAAUACAGCUUUCUCAACAGCAAAAGGUAUGACAGUUUCCCUUGUAGAUUUACCAUCAGCUUGAGCUUUUGUAUUUUGUAAAGCACUACUGGUAUUUGGAACUUCAGCAGUGAACCCACCAAAUGCAACUGUUCUAGCAGUUAAACCAGAGUUUGUGAUACGACCUGGACCAACAUAUGUUUGCUCAACACCAUUUGGACUAUUUGGU
This is a messenger RNA of Hansenula anomala, 1164 nucleotides long. It is a transcript of the gene HIS3, whose product is annotated as imidazoleglycerol-phosphate dehydratase HIS3. NCBI's taxonomy places the organism in Eukaryota, Fungi, Ascomycota, Saccharomycetes, Phaffomycetales, Wickerhamomycetaceae. The transcript has a single exon. The coding region runs from base 1 to 675 and encodes 224 amino acids. The record is from RefSeq and is a predicted model, not a curated record. Gene Ontology annotation, biological process: L-histidine biosynthetic process. Gene Ontology annotation, molecular function: imidazoleglycerol-phosphate dehydratase activity.